AGGAGAAUCCUUCAUGCGUCUUACCAAGCACCAGAAUCGCGAUUUGGAGAAAGCAGGUCAAGUCGACGAUCUUCCUAGGAGAUGACAGUCAUCGUCGAUUGGAUACCGCUCAAUGAUCCCGAGAAUCCUCAGAAUUGGCCUACAUCGAAGAAGCUUCUAACGGCAUGUCAAAUAUAUGUCUAUACCUUUGCGGUUUACAUGGGUGGUGCCAUCUUCUCCGCGAGUGAAGGUGGAAUCCGUGAUGAAUAUGGAGUCAACCAUAUUGUCUCUGGACUGGGUUUCGCUCUUUACCUGGUUGGUUACGGAGUAGGCCCUUUGGUUUUCAGCCCUAUUUCGGAAAUACCAACGAUUGGGCGCAAUCCUCCUUACAUUGUGUCUCUCCUCAUUUUUGUCAUUCUCUGCGUGCCGACGGCCUUGUCAAAGAGCUACGCCGGUCUCCUAGUCCUCCGCUUUCUUCUUGGGUUUUUUGGUUCUCCAUGUCUAGCAACCGGUGGUGCCACCCUGGGCGAUAUGUUCCCGUUGGGCAAGUUACCCUUCGCCAUGAUGUUCUGGGCCUUUUCAAUGACUACCGGCCCGGCAGUCGCGCCCAUAAUUGGGGGUUAUAGUGUGGUGGUGAAGGGAUGGCGGUGGACUUCUUGGGAGAUCCUCUGGUUGGCCGGCCCAGUCUUUGUCUUCAUGCUCCUCUUUCUACCGGAGACGAACGCUGCGACUAUUCUGCACCGUCGCGCCAGCCGGAUCCGUGCACACGUGGGUAAUGAGAAGUACCGCUCUCAGGGAGAAUUGGAACACAAACAGACAAAUAUCCAUGAUAUUGCGUUCGAAACGCUGGUACGCCCGUGGCAGUUGAUGUUCCUUGACCCUGUCAUCUUGUACGUGGACAUUUACAGUUCUCUAUGCUAUGCAAUCUUUUAUAGCUUUUUUGAGUCAUUUCCACACGUGUACGGAGAGGUAUACGGAUUUUCUCUUGGGGAGCAAGGAUUAGCAUUCCUAAGUGUAACAAUCGGGACCGUGGCUGCGGCUAUCUGGUACAUCAGCUACAAUUACUUCAUCGUGGAGCGUCAGAUCCGCGCAGGAACCUGGCCUACACCCGAAGACCGGUUAUUUUUGGCGCUUUUCUCUACCCCGCUGAUGCCCAUCGGCCUGUUCAUAUUCGCGUGGACGAGUCGUUCCAAUGUCCACUGGGUUGUGAGCUGCAUUGGAGUUGCUGUCAAUACGUGCGGGUUGAUCACCAUGUACCAGUGCGUGUUUUUGUACUUGCCCCUGGCAUAUCCGCAGUAUGCAGCUAGUCUUUUUGCCGGUAAUGAUUUUGUCCGGUCAGCUCUGGCUGGUGGUGCGGUCCUUUUCGCACGGCCUCUGUUCGCUAAUCUGGGGGUGGACAAGGGAGUGUCUCUUUUGGGGGCGCUAACAGCCGGACUUGUUCCAGGGAUCUUCAUUCUAUACUGGUUUGGUGAUCGUCUCAGAGCGCGAAGUAGAUUCGCUUCUGGUUGAACCAACUCUGGAUCUCUGGUGUGGACCGGCGUGAAUGGGCCACCCGUUGUGGUAGUGCUUAGGUGGCAGCCAGCAGCAUUAG
Messenger RNA from Aspergillus homomorphus CBS 101889, 1570 nucleotides. RefSeq names its product MFS transporter. NCBI's taxonomy places the organism in Eukaryota, Fungi, Ascomycota, Eurotiomycetes, Eurotiales, Aspergillaceae. The record is from RefSeq and is a predicted model, not a curated record. Gene Ontology annotation, molecular function: fluconazole transmembrane transporter activity. The transcript is spliced from 3 exons. Gene Ontology annotation, biological process: xenobiotic detoxification by transmembrane export across the plasma membrane. Bases 82 to 1488 code for a protein of 468 amino acids.